Messenger RNA from Drosophila virilis, 2838 nucleotides. RefSeq names its product Synapse-associated protein 47kD (gene Sap47). Gene Ontology annotation, cellular component: Golgi apparatus; nucleus; synapse. Gene Ontology annotation, biological process: regulation of short-term neuronal synaptic plasticity; TORC2 signaling. Lineage: Eukaryota; Metazoa; Arthropoda; Insecta; Diptera; Drosophilidae. The record is from RefSeq and is a predicted model, not a curated record.
AAAUUCCGCUGCUCAGUCAGUUUUCAGAGGACCUUCGACACAGGCAGCCGAAAAUUCCAGUUUCGCUCGUUUAACCAGGCAGACAACAGACAAAAAAAAAAAAAAAAAAAAAAAAACAGAAAAAAGAAACUUUCUGAAGUGCGUGCUAACAUAAUUAACUGUAAAAAAAAAGCAAAACAAAUUUACAUAACUUACCAGUUGAAAGUGAAACUACAUUGAUGCAAAAGAAAAACCUAUUACAAAAUUUCUGCCAAGUGUAAUAAAAGUCAAGCGAAAGAAGGGGAAACAGCAGCGACGUUUGCAGCACACGACAAGAGAGUCAAUUGAAGCAAGCGAGUGGCAGCCAGAGAGGAAGCGAGAAGAGAAAUAGAGAGCGACCAGAAAGUAACAACACCCCACAAGCAAGCGCCCGCUUUGUGCACGUUUGCACGUUUCUGCCUUCUCAGUUUUUUUCGUCGGCAUCGGCUUCGUGUGGCAAUCGUAUUGUGUGUACACGACGACGCCAGGCUAAUCCUUUAGAGCGUACGCAGGCAAAAAGCACACAAAACACAACACAACAAAGAAGCGAAACAUGUUUUCGGGUCUAACAAAUCAAUUCACCUCGCUGGUGGGCGCAGUCAAGGGCGGCGCUGGCGAUGAGGAUGUGCCCGUGCCCACAGCCGAUGCUGCCGGUGGCGCUGCAACCACAUCUUCAGCCGAGGUGGUGGCCGCCUCAGCGGAACAAGAAGCUGCAGCCGCUGCCAGCGGCGAGCAGGGACUCGAAGGCGAUGAGGGUGCCAAAAGCAUACCCAAAUCAGCUUCCCUGGUAGAUUCAUUAGUCAGCGAAGCCACUGGCUGGCUAGGCAGCGCCAAGGGCUGGUUGGGCAAUGCUUCGAUACCAUCGAUGCCAGCCAUGGCAAUGCCAUCGAUGCCAUCGAUGCCAGCGAUGCCAUCAAUACCAUCGAUUCCCGGACUGCGUAAGAGCGGGGCUGCCGAUGGAUCUGAGGGCGGCGAAGGUGCUCCAGAUGUCAAUGCUGCGGGUGCUGUGAGUGCUGGCGAAGAUGACGACAAGUCGAGGUAUAUUAGUGCUACAGAAGGCGCUGAUUCGCAUCCAGCAUCGGGCGGCGGCACGCCCACUGGCGAUGAGGGUCAAAUUGGACAGGGUAAGGGCGAUGAAGUGAAAAUUACCACAAAAGUAACUCAACAGGCCAAACAUUUUGGAUCAUUCUUGUCAUCGGCCAUCAGCAAGGCUGGCAGCAAAAUCAAGGAAACAGUCAAGGAUAAUACCAUUCUCGACUCGUUCAAUAAGGAGCAGGAGGCAUUCAUUAAGGGUCAAGGCGGUGCUGGCAAUGGAGCCGCCCCCUGGAUUGGACAUGCCAAUGAGACAAAGAUAAAGGAGGAAAUUUUAGGAUUAUCACAGGAUCGUCGCAACUUUGUGCGCGCUCCGCCAGCCGGCGUGGACUUUGAGUUUAGUUAUGACAUCGCAUAUCCCACUGCCAUAGCCAUUAUGGCCGAGGAUAAGGCGCUCGAAACGAUGCGCUUUGAGCUGGUGCCCAAGAUCAUUACUGAGGAGAACUUCUGGCGAAAUUAUUUCUAUAGGGUCUCACUAAUCAUUCAGGCCGCCGAACUGGGCACUUUGGGCGCUGAUGGUGUGGGCCAGGCUUCCAGCGGUGAAGAUGCUAAACAAUUGCCAGAUAUAAAAGAUAUUGAUAAAAAUAUAAGCCCUGCGAACAGUGCGCCAAUCGCCGAUUCCCCAUCAGCUGUAGCAGCAGCAGCUCAAGCCGCUGUCUCUGACCAACACAAGCCUGUUGUAGAGAUUGCUGCCGCCGAAGAGCACAUGGCUAGCGACAAGAAAGCUUUGACCCAAAAAAUCUCUGAGUCCGAGUUCGUAUCGGAUGAAUUUCAAACAUCCAAUGAUACCGAUUUGGCCGAAAUCAAAGAUGGUAUGCGCAAGCUGGGCAUUGAUAGCAUGACCCAACAGGCGCUUGCCGCCAGCGAUGAGGAACAAUGGGAGAAGGACCUGGAAGCUGAGCUCAAGGACUACGAGGUGGUCGACGAGGGCGGCACUGGUGGUGGUCGUAGUAAACACAUGGUUGAACCGGAUCUGGAGGAUGAUGAGGAGACACCGACAAUAUCAAAUUUGCGCACACGAUCGACUAACAACGAUUGGGAGGAGUAUGCUGAUUUAAUUGAGGAUACCGAUGAUUUAAAGUAAUUAAGAGCUUAUAUCGUAGUUUCUUCUAAGUUGGCUCUAAGUUUAUAACUUAACGUUUCUUUCCAUUCCUUUCUACUCCUUGUUUCUCUUUUACAAACACAUUAUUUGAUUACUCUCAUUAUUGUUACGAUACCCGAAACCCAACCAAUCCAAUUGCCGCAUCAACAGAACUUUGAAGUGCCUAAAACGCACCAUGUUGGGCUAUCAAUGAGACGAGGCAUUCUUUACGCUCUUCUAGUGUUGGCGUAAAAUGUUCGUUAAUGUAAAUAGAGUUUGCCUCGAUUCCUAUUGGAAAAGUUGGUUGAGAUCUGCCCAUUGGCAGUGCCCAAAAGCAAAACCGUUUUAUUCAGUUACCUUUAAAGAUGAUAUAAGACACUAAACUCAAGUACAUUAUGUAAUGAUUCAAUCAAUCCGGUGCGUCGAAUUCUCCUUUUCGUUUUUUGGUCACAUGAGGUGACGAGUCGGGAACUUUCGCCAAUUGUUCAGCACACGAAAAAUGGCAAACAGUUAACUAUAAUUAAAUAUAAAUACAUACACUAAAUUUCAAGCUAAACAGAAAACUGUUUGAAAUAUAAUUGAAAGCAGCAGCGUAUAAAUCGUAUUUAAACAUAGAAAUGAAUGCAUAAAUUCAGUAUAAACAAAAA